AUGGCGAUCCCUCUCCUCUUGCUCCUCCUCGUUCUCUGCUCAGCUUCAGCGGAUGAGUACGGGGACGAGCUGCUGCGCGCGCGCGUGGGGGAGCGGGAGUGGAUGGUGAGCGUGCGGCGGCGCAUCCACGCGCACCCGGAGCUCGCGUUCCGGGAGCACCGCACCGCAGCCCUCGUCCGCGAGGAGCUCGAGCGCCUCGGCCUCUCCACCCGUGCCGUCGCCGGAACGGGCGUCGUCGCUGAUGUAGGCUCCGGGGCGGCCCCCUUCGUGGCACUCCGCGCCGACAUGGACGCGCUCCCGCUCCAGGAAUUAGUGGAGUGGGAGCACAAGAGCAAGGUGGACGGAGUGAUGCACGCCUGCGGGCACGAUGUCCACACAGCGAUGCUUCUGGGGGCAGCAAAGUUACUCAGCUCAAGGUGCAUCUCAUAUGAUAACUUGAUAAGUGAAGGGGUUCUGGAUGGUGUUGAAGCCAUAUUUGCAAUGCAUGUUGACUAUCGGAUACCAACUGGUGUAAUAGCAGCUCACCCAGGACCAACACAAGCAGCUGUAUGUUUCUUUGACGCAAAAAUAGAAGGUGGUCUCGGUUACCUAUGUGAGCUGGAAAAGCCCUUGAUGCUACCCCUGACGUCGUUGAAUUUGGAGGUAGUAGAAGGCCAGGCUGCAGUACAUAGAUGCAAGGGAGCCGUUGAUACGAAGGGUGAGGACUACCCAAUGUACCCUGCUGUUGUGAAUGAUGAGAAGCUGCAUCGCCAUGUAGAGGAUGUCAGCAGACGCUUGCUUGGCCCAGACGAGGUGGAGCCUGGAGAGAAGAUCAUGGCAGGCGAAGACUUUGCUUUCUACCAGCAGCUGAUUCCCGGUGUUAUGUUUGGCAUCGGAAUUAGAAACGAGAAAGUUGGCUCCGUUCACUCAGCUCACAACCCUUAUUUCUUCGUUGAUGAGGACGUAGUAGAAGGGCAGGCGGCUGUGCAUAGGUGCAAGGGAGCUGUCGACAUGAAGGUCGAGGACUACCCAAUGUACCCUGCUGUUGUGAACGACGAGAGGUUGCAUCGAUACCUAGAGGAUGUCGGCAGAGGCUUGCUUGGGCCGGGCAAGGUGAGACCAGGGGAAAAGAUCAUGGCCGGCGAAGACUUCGCUUUCUACCAGCAGCUGGUUCCCGGUAUUAUGUUUGGCAUCGGCAUUAGAAACGAGAAAGCUGGUUCUGUUUACUCAGUUCACACCCCCUAUUUCUUCGUUGAUGAGGACGUCAUUCCAGUUGGGGCUGCUUUGCAUGCUGCGAUUGCAGAGCUGUACUUUAUUGAGGGCUCCUCUCUCAACAAAGACUCGUAG
Messenger RNA from Miscanthus lutarioriparius, 1326 nucleotides. Lineage: Eukaryota; Viridiplantae; Streptophyta; Magnoliopsida; Poales; Poaceae. The record is from the annotation of a GenBank genome assembly.